This is a messenger RNA of Hordeum vulgare subsp. vulgare (domesticated barley), 1691 nucleotides long. RefSeq lists its product as uncharacterized. The transcript is spliced from 5 exons. The record is from RefSeq and is a predicted model, not a curated record. Lineage: Eukaryota; Viridiplantae; Streptophyta; Magnoliopsida; Poales; Poaceae. The coding region runs from base 389 to 1342 and encodes 317 amino acids.
GGCUAUUAUCCCUCGUUGCCCCUCACCCCCCACCGGUAACGCGCGUUACCUCCCCUCGAUCCCCUUCUGCCCCGAGCCCUCCUCCUCCCUCCGCGCCUCCCCUCGAUCCCCUUCUGCGCCGCCGCCUCCCCUCGAUCUCCUUCAAGUCCAACACCGCCGCCACCUCCCCUCGAUCUCCGUCUAGCCGUCGACAAUUCCCCUCGGCCCUCUCCUCCUGGUCUAGCCGCUUGGAAGGAAGACAUCACAUCGUCGGAACGCCAGCCGCCGCCGCCGCGCCGCCGAUGAAGAUGGACGGUUGAAGCUAGCGACGAGGAGCACCAAGGCCCGUCUCCGGAUUUCCAAUUGAUCUAUCCAUCCUCCAUCAACCUCGUGCCGUGGAUUUGGAGAUAUGGACCGCGUGGAUAGCUCAACCACGUUGCGUGGAAGAGGCAGGAACAAAAGGAAUUGGACUUCCGAUGAGGACGAUGAGCUAAUUAAAGCCUUGUAUGAGUUGUCUUUGGAUCCGAGGUGGAAAGCCGAUGGUACAUUCAAAGGUGGGUACUUGGCAAUAUUGGAAAAACAUCUUGCUGAGAAGUGUCCAGGCCGUGGUAUCACCGGAGUUCCACACAUUGAAUCAAGAGUGAGGCACUUCAGGAAGAAAUUUGGUGCUCUUGAAGUAAUGAUAUCCAAAAGUGGUUUUACAUGGGAUGGAAAUAGGAAGACGAUUCAAUGCGAGAAGGCACAAUAUGAAGAACAUUGUAAGAAUCACAAUGAGGCUAAGGGAUUGUAUGGUGUAUCAUUUCCAUACUUUGAGCAAUUGGCUGCUAUCUAUGGCAAGGACAUCGCAACAGGGGAAAAUGCUGAAGGCUUUGGAGAGGCAGUCAGAAACUUGGAGAAGGAAAUUGCUAUGGAGGAAGAAGAAAAUGAGGAAGAAGAUAUGAUCUCAACAGGGACAGCUAGACGGUCCAUUGACACUUGCUCUAUUGAUACAACUAGUUCUAAGAGACAAAAGAAGGAGGCAAGGCCAAAGAGGGCGACGGGACCAAGCGAUCCUUUUGCAGCCAUGCUUCAAGAUGUCAACAACCAACUAAACAGUGUGACACAACAUGUUGGUACGAUGGCAACAACAUUUUCAGCAGCAAUGACACGAGAAACAACCCAAGAGGUCCCUCAACAGAAAUCAAGAGAAAAGGCAAUUAGUGAAUUAUCUAGGCUUGCAUUCACUGGGAGCGAGAUUGUUGACGCUGCAACUAUAUUUGCUAAAACUCCAGAACACAUGAACAUGAUGCUUGUGCUUCCAGAAAUCCUUAGGAGGGACUUCGUCCUCAAAAUGCUCUCGGACGAAAGAAAGAAGCAAGGUUGAUGGGAAAGAAGGCCCUUCUCCACUAUUGGUGUGACAUGACUGAUAAAAAAAUAAGCAAGGUUGAUUAGAAAAUGUGUUCAGUGGUGUGCCUUAGAAGAUGAAGAUCGACGGAAAAGCUGGUUGAAGAUCGUGAACUUGGCCUUUCUAUUUAUCCUAUGAAAACAAUUUUAUAGACUAAUUAUGUAGUUUAUUUCAAAGUGUGUCGUUGAAUUUUGGGUUUGUAUCCAUGGCCUAAUAUGCAUUUUAAAAAUGUGUAAUGUCGUUAAAGUUGAACCAAAUUCUUGUUCAAAGAUGUCUUUGCAUUGGAUGAAUGCAAAAAUAUUUUUAAAUUAUUUACUUGUUUGAUGAA